This is a messenger RNA of Ixodes scapularis (black-legged tick), 1236 nucleotides long. RefSeq names its product solute carrier family 22 member 13-like. The record is from RefSeq and is a predicted model, not a curated record. NCBI's taxonomy places the organism in Eukaryota, Metazoa, Arthropoda, Arachnida, Ixodida, Ixodidae. The coding region runs from base 1 to 1236 and encodes 411 amino acids. Gene Ontology annotation, cellular component: membrane. Gene Ontology annotation, biological process: transmembrane transport. The transcript has a single exon. Gene Ontology annotation, molecular function: transmembrane transporter activity.
AUGGGUGAGCUGUCGGACAAAGUAGGCCGCAAACAGGUCAUCUACAUGGCCGUCUUGUCCCUCCUACUUUCCGGGAUGGCCGUCUGCUUCUCGAGAUCGGUCACGCUGUUUCUGGCGCUGCGCUUUUGGGUGUCUGCUUCGGUCAGUACUGUUCAGAUCACCAGCUUCGUACUCCUCUUCGAGCUGUCAACGCCCGCGUACCAGUGUCUGUACAGCGUGAUUGCCUUCACAGUGCCACUCAUCGCAGCGCCGCUCUUCCUCAGCCUGAUCGACCUUCUGGCCCAGAAAUGGGUCGUGGUUCAAGCUGUCGCCAUGCUGCCUACGUCGCUGCUCCUGAGCACCUUCAUCUUGACGAUAGAGUCGCCGCGUUGGCUCAUGGUCACGGCGGAAUAUAUGCAAGCCGAACGCGUCAUUCUUCAGGCCGCUCGGAUCAACGGCUGCAGCAUACACGACGUCCAGCGCCAAUGGCGCCUCCAUAACACCAGCUUCUACGGCCACGACCAUGAAGCGUCAUCGCGCAGCAAGUUGGGCUUCGUGGGCGUGCUGACAUCGAGGGUGCUUCGACGCCGCGUCGUCAUCCUCUUCUGGUGUUGGUUCGUUGUGAUCCUCGCCUACUACCACACGCACACCGGCCGUGCAGACAACGUCUGGCUGCGGGUCGUCGAAGGAACCUUGGCAGGCUGCGGAUCCCUGCUGCUGUACAUGUCCGCGACCAAGUUCGGCCGGAGGGUGACCCUACUGGCGCUCCUCGUCGCUUUCUCGAUGCUCGCCGGAGUGGCGGCCGUGGCGAUGAUGUUCGAGGGGGCUUCGGUUCUGAUGCUGUCGGUGGACACAGGGUCUGUCAUUCUCGCGGACCUGCUCGUUAUACUCCUCUUCACGUACAGCGUCGAGCUCUUUCCCACCGUUGUGCGCAGUAUGGGCAUGUGCGCGGCCUACUUUUUCGGCAGGCUCGGUGGCAUAUCCCAGCCCCUGCUUCAAGAGCUGGGUAGCAUGACGCAGAAAGAACUUGUGCCGGGUCUGCUCGGCGUGCUCGGUAUAGCGGCCGCCCUGGCGGUGAACUGGCUUCCCGAAACUAUGUCGAUGGGAGUUAUGAACACUGUUCAAGAUCUGGAGGACGUUGAGAGGAUCAAAAUACCUAGGAGGCUCUCCAAGCUUGAGACCCGUUAUCCGGGCUCGGCGGAAGCCGCUAGACGGAAAUCACACGAUGGCGCUAUAGUCAGGAGCGAUUAUCGUUAA